Colletotrichum higginsianum IMI 349063 is the source of this 2601-nucleotide messenger RNA. RefSeq names its product mechanosensitive ion channel. Gene Ontology annotation, molecular function: calcium channel activity; calcium ion binding. Gene Ontology annotation, biological process: intracellular calcium ion homeostasis; calcium ion transmembrane transport. The record is from RefSeq and is a predicted model, not a curated record. The transcript has a single exon. Gene Ontology annotation, cellular component: membrane. NCBI's taxonomy places the organism in Eukaryota, Fungi, Ascomycota, Sordariomycetes, Glomerellales, Glomerellaceae. Bases 1 to 2601 code for a protein of 866 amino acids.
AUGACGACUCCAACGAAUCGUGACCGCUCCAAUUCGGACGAAAAUGAGAAGCGCUCUUCUCAUACAGAUGAUAGCCUCCAGACGGCAACGGAUCCCAGCUCCGUGCCGCCUCAGCAGGAGAAGAUGACCCGCCUCAAUACCGACAACCUUCUCCCCCUCCCGACCGACGCACAUGGCCCCGGCCCCAUAUCGCCCCAAGACUCCCGCGAACAGGCCUCGCGUCUGAACGACGACCUCGAACUACUGCGCGCUGAACGCUUCGUUUCCAACCAGGAACAUGAGUUAUCACAACAGCGCUCCCGUCAGGGUAGGACCCGAGAGCCAGAGCCCGAGGACGUCUUCGCGACCAACCCCACGGCCGUCGAAGCCGUGAAGCCGCCCCCCGAAAAGAAGGCCGGCGCCUUUGCUUUCGCCCUCUGGAAGUGGCUAAGAAAGUUCCCUCGUGUCUUCCGUUAUUCCGUCUACAUGAUUCCCGGCGCCGCCCUUCUACUCAUUCCCGUCCUCCUCGGUCAUUUUGCUGUCGUUCCUGAGAGCUCAGCCGUCGGCGGCGCCAACGGUGUGUACCUCACCUGGUUCGGCAUUUGGCUUGAGGUUGUUUGGUGCUCUCUUUGGGGCUCCCGCAUGAUCACAAGCUUCAUGCCGCUUAUCUUUGGCGGCAUCGCCAUAGUCAUGGGUUCUAGCAACCACAAGAAGUGGAAGGAUAUUGGCCAGGGCCUUGAGCUGCACACUGCCCUCUUCAUGUGGAUGCUCGCCGUCCUCUGCUCAUACUCUCCCAUUCUCAACGGUCAUCGCGUCUUGCCGGACAACUUCAACGAGGACGAAGAUGAUUUGCCUCACGUUCAGUGGAUCGAUGUUGUCCAAAAAAUCAUCAUCGCGUUCUUCGUCCUGGCAGCCCUCAACUGGGUCGAGAAGAUCUGCAUUCAGUGGAUCGCGACUUCUUUCCAUCAGCGCACCUACGUUCAGCGAAUCGAGACCAACAAGAGCGAUAUCGACCACCUCGUGCACCUGUACGAGCACUCCAAGAUGCGCAUUAACCGCGAGGACUCCAUCUGGCUCACGACGGAGAACGGCAACAGAUCGGGUGCCCGCACUCCCAUGGGUGUCAUGGGCAAAAAUGUCCGUUCCGUAUUCAACAAGGCCGGCGGUGUGGCGGCUCGCGUUGGAAACGAUUUCAUAGGACGAAAGGUCGCUUUCAACCACGCCCGCAAGAUCACCUACGAGAUGUUACGCAAUACUGCCUCGGCCCACUCUCUCGCUCGUCUCAUCUUCCGCAGCUUGGCCAAAGAAGGCCAAGAGACCAUCUUCCUCGAGGAUAUGCAGGUUGCCUUCAAGACGGCUGAAGAAGCAGAGCACGCCUUCAGCAUUUUCGACAAGGAUCUCAACGGCGACAUCUCCAUGCAAGAGAUGGAGGGAACCUGCAAUGAAAUUCAUCUAGAGCGCAAGGCCAUCGCUGCCUCGCUCAAGGAUCUCGACUCUGUCAUUAAGAAGCUUGACAAGGUGUUCCUCUUCAUCAUCGUUAUCAUCGCCAUCAUCGUCUUCAUCUCCAUUAUCUCGGGCUCUGCCGCCGCCGGUCUGGCCUCUGCCGGCUCCAGUUUUCUCGGUCUCGCUUGGAUGCUUCAGGCCACUGCCCAGGAGUUCCUGCAGUCUAUCAUCUUCGUCUUCGUCAAGCACCCCUUCGACGUUGGUGACCGUGUCACGGUUUAUGGCAACACUGGUACCCUGGGAACUGGCGAUGACUACUACGUUACCGAGAUUUCCCUGCUUUACACCGAGUUCAAGAAGAUGGAGGGUCACAUUGUCCAGGCACCCAACAGCGUUCUCAAUACCCUUUUUAUUCUGAACCAGCGUCGUUCUGCCGGCCUCGCCGACCCCAUCGAGCUCAAGCUUGGUUUCGGAACCGACCCGGAACUCAUCGACGAGCUCAAGUCCCGCAUGCUCAACUUCUGCCUGGAAAACAAGCGCGACUACCAACCCCGCAUCAUCAGCGAGGUCAAGACGCUCAACGAGGUCCAGUCCUUCACCAUGAACUUGAUCUUUUUCCACAAGUCCAACUUCCAGAACGAGCUGCUCCGUCUUCAGAGGCACAACAAAUUCGCCGCGCAGCUCAUGGCCGAAGUCCGUAGCGUCGGUCUCCAGGGCCCUUGGCAGGUGCAACCCGGUGGUUCCCGCGACACCCCCUUCUACUGGGCUGGCGGCGCCCCCCCUUCGUACGACUCGUCCAAGCCCGGUCCCAGUGGCAACGAGCCCUCGACGCCUGCUACGGUGGGCGAUGCUCAGUCGCACCACUCACUCGCCCACUCUACCUCUGUUGGCCCGGCUGUUGUUACUCGCUCCCGCGCCGACUCGCGCACCGGUGUGGUGCCUUUUAUCGACGACAACUGGAGCGAUUUCCAAGACGUCUUCGAGGCUCGUAGAGAAGUUCACCAGCCCCACGUCUCGCGCCUCCAGAGCAUCCGCGAGCGAUCCGACCUUGAGCGCCCUCAGAGCUCUACUUCUGGCGCCGCCGCUUCGAGGCAGUCUCACGAGUCUGGCUCGCAGCGUCGUAGGUUCUUCGGCCGCCCUCGGAGCUCCAGUAGGACGAAGACCAGCGAUAUCGUCUAG